AUGGAUCCCGCAGAGGAGAGAAGAGAUAUAAAAAGGCAUCAGGAGAACUGCAACAUGUUGGGAUACGUGGCCGAUUCUGAAUAUGGGAUUCCUAGAAGAUGUCCCUGUGGUGGGAGAAUCAUUGACGAGGUUCGCGGGAAGGAGGAGUACGACACUCAUCCUGGGAAGCACUUCUUCAGCUGCAUAAACUACGAGGAGCAAGCUAGUGGCCAAAAUGAGAACGAUGUCAUGAAGUCUGCCCAUGACAUCUUCUUCAACGACUACCACGGCAAGUUCACACUUGAACAUGCGUGGAGGGAGCUGCGGUUCGAUCAAAAAUGGAGGUCUAUCUCUUUACCAAGAGAUGGUGCAAAGGAGAAAAGGAAGGAAGCUGCAGAGACGGUGCCUGACUCGGAAGAGGUAAGGCCACCUGGUGUUAAGGCUUCCAAAGCAGCCAAACGCAAGAAGAAUGGGAAUGAAGCUGCAUAUGAUCGACUACAGAGCAUUCUAGACUUGAAACAGAACAUAUCCAAACAGAAACUACUAGAUCGUCUCCUCUCAAAAAAAGAAACUCUCACUGAAAGUGAGGUGUCUCUGAAGGACAAACUCGUAGCUGAGAUGCUUUGA
Brassica oleracea var. oleracea is the source of this 606-nucleotide messenger RNA. Its product is annotated as glutathione S-transferase T2-like. NCBI's taxonomy places the organism in Eukaryota, Viridiplantae, Streptophyta, Magnoliopsida, Brassicales, Brassicaceae. The record is from RefSeq and is a predicted model, not a curated record. Bases 1 to 606 code for a protein of 201 amino acids. The transcript is spliced from 2 exons.